This is a messenger RNA of Malus domestica (apple), 1888 nucleotides long. Its product is annotated as homeobox protein knotted-1-like LET6. NCBI's taxonomy places the organism in Eukaryota, Viridiplantae, Streptophyta, Magnoliopsida, Rosales, Rosaceae. Gene Ontology annotation, cellular component: nucleus. The record is from RefSeq and is a predicted model, not a curated record. Gene Ontology annotation, molecular function: DNA-binding transcription factor activity, RNA polymerase II-specific; RNA polymerase II cis-regulatory region sequence-specific DNA binding. Gene Ontology annotation, biological process: regulation of transcription by RNA polymerase II.
GUAUUGUAUUCGUUUCUGUAUGUCUGUGAGGAGUUAAAUGCAUGUGGGGGAGAGAGGGAGAGAGGGAGGGAGAGAUAAAACAGGAAUUUUGCAAAGGAAAUCUGAGGCAGGCUUUGGCAGACCCAGCAAAUGAAGAAAAAACACUAACAUAAUUAACUACUGACCCACCAUAUCCUCCACCACUAUCACUCUCACUCUCACUCACUACUUAGGAUUUCCCUGUUAAGAGCCUGCUCAAUCAAAGUUGUAGCAUAAAACCCGGGAGAGCCCUCUCUUUCUUUGGAGGAGUGAUAUAGUUCAGGAUCAGAUCCGCAUAUGCAUGUAUAACAUUAUUACGUAGGACAGAGAAAAUAAAAACACUUUAACCUAGAGAGAGAGGGGGAGAGAGAGAGAGAGAAGUGAUUUGUAGCAAAGCCAAGUGAACGAAACUAGUAGAAAGGACGAGGUAACAAAGUUAAUUUGUGAGGGAUAGGAUAUAGCAAGAGAUCUAGAGAGAGAGAGAAUGGAAGGUGGUUCCAAUGGCACUUGUAGUAUGAUGGCUUUUGGAGAAAGCAGCAGUAAUGGAGGAGGAAUGUGUCCAAUGAUGAUGAUGCCUCUAAUGACUUCAUCACAUCAUGCUGAUCACUCUCACCAUCAUCAUCAUCAUCAUCAACCUAUGAACCCUAAUCCUAAUGCAGAUGCACACAAUACUAGUACGACUCAUCAGUUCCAGCUUCCCCAGUUGCCUCCGUCCAACAACCAUCACGACCGGCAUAACACAAGCGGCGGCUCCUCCUUCGUUCUCCACAACCCAGCUGCCGCCUCCUAUUUCAUGGACAACAACAACAAUAAUGAAGGUGUUGGCGGCAGCUCUUUUUCUUCUUCAUCUUCAAUUGUCAAGGCUAAGAUCAUGGCUCAUCCUCACUAUCACCGCCUCUUGGCCUCCUAUAUCAACUGUCAAAAGGUUGGAGCGCCGCCUGAAGUGGUGGCGAGGCUGGAAGAAGCGUGCGCAUCGGCGGCGACAAUAGGUCAAAUGGUGAGUAGUAGUAGUGGAUCAGGAUCUCUCGGUGAAGAUCCAGCUUUGGAUCAGUUCAUGGAGGCCUACUGCGAGAUGCUCACCAAGUAUGAGCAAGAACUCUCUAAACCCUUCAAGGAAGCCAUGAUCUUCUUCCAAAGAAUCGAGUCCCAAUUCAAAGCCCUUACUCUUUCUUCUUCUUCCGAUUCUGCAGGUUAUGGCGAGGGAAUUGAUAGGAAUAACGGAUCAUCUGAAGAAGAGGUUGAUGUUAACAACUUCAUAGAUCCGCAAGCGGAAGACAGGGAGCUUAAAGGUCAGCUAUUGCGCAAGUACAGUGGAUAUUUGGGUAGUUUGAAGCAGGAGUUCAUGAAGAAGAGGAAGAAGGGGAAGCUGCCUAAAGAAGCCAGGCAACAACUGCUUGAUUGGUGGAGCCGUCAUUACAAAUGGCCUUAUCCAUCGGAGUCGCAGAAGCUAGCUCUGGCAGAAUCAACGGGGCUGGACCAAAAGCAGAUAAACAACUGGUUCAUUAACCAAAGGAAGCGGCAUUGGAAGCCGACGGAGGAUAUGCAGUUCGUGGUGAUGGAUGCUAGCCACCCCGGCCACUACUACAUGGACGGUGUCUUGGGAAAUCCAUUUCCCAUGGAUAUCUCUCCCACAUUGCUCUGAAUUAAGAUGACAAGCAAUUAGUACGCUGCUAAUUAGAUAUAUUUAAAAUGUGUUAUUGUGGAACGCCGAUGCAUUUCUUAACAACUUAUCUAUUAAUUCCUUUUGACUAUGGAUUGUGAUUAAUGUCUCACAAUCAUGCAUGUGUUCCUGCGUCCUACAAUGUAUGUAGUAUAAAAUGUGACAAUUUAAUUGUUAACCAAUAUAAAUAGUGGGUUCUUAAUGUGCUGA